UUAAGUGAGUUAGAUUGAGGUUUAUUGAGAAUGCGGCUGAGAGAAAGUUCCGUGGAGAAGAAUUGAGUUUACCAUUCAAGGAUGUAGACGUUAAUUUCCUUUGACUUGAUGAGAACCGUGUGCGCAAAAUUCCGAGAUUUGUUUUUCGAUUAAAUGUCGAAUGUCGCGUGCAAUGUGAAUCUGCGCAGAACACAUGUUGGAGGAGUAUUGUAAAGCGGAGUGCUCGCAUUAUCUCUUAUCAUUCGGGCGGGGUUAUCUGAUUCACAAGCGUUCCCGGCACACUGACUUCGAAUUGAGCGUAUACGAAAGCGUCGGUGGUCGGCCGGUUUGACGUCAACUCAGCUGUUUUCUUUGCCUUUAAGCAUGUGCAAGUCAAAGUUGCGUCUGGUAACGGAGGUCUGGUAAAGACCUAAACUCAGAAUGCGACAAUUGUUUAGCACCCUAUGGAUAUACGACAUUCAGUUCGAUUUAGUUGGCACGUAGCUAGUUUUAACUGAACAUCGAAGAUAUAACGUCGAAGAUUGAGAAUUUCGGCUUAUAUAUACCGACAUCUUGCAUUCAAUAUCGGAGUAAUUAAGGAUUUUUUGUGAUAAAGGCUGGAAGAUGUGUUUGAUACAACUGAUGAUGGCUCUUAUAAAGAGCAGUAAUUUGACAAGUAAAGAUCUAGAUAGAAUAACUGACAAUGUAAAUAAUACUUUAACUGACGAGAAGGGCAACGAACUGUUUCAAAACUAUCUUUCUCGAUCCCAGUUUGUGGAUGGUUUGGCAAACUUGUCGGUGUACAACGAGUGUUCAGAGAUCCUGAAAGAACAGAAUCAAUCUGAGGAACCAUUGGAAUCUCUCAUUACCAAAGUAAGAAGAGUGAAGGAUAUUAUCGAAGAAAGAGACGUGAAUAUAGCUUUCCGUACUAUGAAAGGCUUUAACACGGAAAACAGGGAACAGUUACUCAACGUAUUAAAAGAUACCAAAGAGCAAUGUCAGGAUAACUUACGAAUUCUGCACAAAGAUUUUGUACGUUGUGUUUUAAAAUGUAAAAAUGCGUUAACUUAAAAUCUUUUUUAUAUUUGUGCGUUACAAAGGUCUGUUGAUGCACGUAUUUCUACACGUGCAGUUUACACUGUACUUAUCCUAAAAUAGUAAUACUCAGAUAUUGGUUGCGUUCAGCAGAGAAAGUAACUUUGCAACUGCAGUUAUGAGAUUUUUCAACAUGAUUGAUUCUUGCUCUUAAUUCUUCAUGGAUCUAAAUGUACAAACCAAUCAUAUUACAGAAUUUUACAACAGUUGCAAAGCUUUUUUUGCUGAAUGCAACCAUUAUAAAAAUGAAAAAAAUUUUUUAGGAUAAUUUUUAGAUAGAUAUAUAUGAAGGUGAUGGUUCCUCAUGUAAAACAAUCGACUCAUAGGCUGUGUUUAGAUAUACAUUGUGCCAAUACUGAAAAUCUUUAGUUUAUGGUGACGCAUAAUACGGAUUUAACUUUCGAACAAAAUUAUUUUGAUGGUGCUCUAACAAAAAUUAUUUUCAUUUUUUUUUACUAUGGAUUUUCAGUAUCGGCAAUAAAAAUAUCGGAAUACGUAAGCAACUAUCCUAGAUUUGAUCUUAACUUAUCUAGUCAUCCCGUGUAUAUAUUUCUAUUUAUAAAAGAUUUAUAAAAAUAUUAAUUGAAGAAUAUUUAUGGGAGAAUAAAGAAAUGAGGGGAAUUGUUUAGAUAAUGAGUCUUUUUUUUAAAUAAGUUUUAAUGUACUUCAGUGAUGUAGCGAUAAAGAACAGGCCUGCAAAUCAAUUGUUCCGUAAUAUUUAAUUUUAAUUGCAUUUUGUUUGUCAUAGCGACGAAAAGUACAGAGGCUAAAUAAAGUGAUCUUGUCAACGAAAA
This is a messenger RNA of Wasmannia auropunctata (little fire ant), 1868 nucleotides long. RefSeq lists its product as uncharacterized. The transcript is spliced from 3 exons. NCBI's taxonomy places the organism in Eukaryota, Metazoa, Arthropoda, Insecta, Hymenoptera, Formicidae. Bases 604 to 1050 code for a protein of 148 amino acids. The record is from RefSeq and is a predicted model, not a curated record.